AUGCCGCCGUUCCUCCCCCGCAAACGCUUCUCCUCCGAGGACCCGCCCCCGGCCAAGCGUCAGGCCCAGGCCAAUAAUGACAUCCCUGCCAAACCCGCCCCGGACUCUGAUUCAAGCUCUGAUUCUGAUUCUUCGUUGAGUGAUGUUCCUGAGGAACUCGACGACUCGCUUCAGGCAACGCCGGUCCAGGCAGCGCUAGCUGAGGAUUCCGAUGACGAGGAGGAGGACUCCGAUGACGAAAUAGACUGGGAAGAUGCCAUCGAUACCAAAACCACAAACACCACCCCGACGCUGGCCGUCCCGGAAUUACAAGAUCUAGAAUUGACACUGGACAGGAAUGAGACUGAGAUUGUGGAUCUAGUCGAUCCCAAGAAGGGGCCGACCAAAAUUGAGCGCCAGAUUCGCAUCCAGUCGCACUGCAUGCAUGUCCAGUGCCUGCUCUUCCAUAAUGCCAUUCGCAAUGCAUGGAUAAACGAUGCCAAGAUCCACGAGAUACUGCUGAAAAAGCUUCCUGAAGGGAUACACAAGGAGGUAAAGAAAUGGCGAAUCGCAUCUGGGUUAGAGCUGCCGGAGAAAAAACCGGAACCGCCUAAGAGCAAGAAGAAAGGCAAGAAAGCCCGGAAGCAGAAGGAUUGGGGAGAGGAUUCAGAAAGGUUAGAACCUGGACAACCCGAUAUGAGUCGCGGGGAUCCGAUUAUCAUCCUUCUCAAGGUCCUGGUGGCAUAUUGGCGGAAGCAGUUUCGCAUCACAGCUCCCGGGCUACGCAAGCAUGGCUAUCGCCCUGUCGCUGCGCUUGAAGCCAUACUCAAGGAUUUCCAUAAAGAGGACCAUGACCCCGAGCGUCAUGGAGAGCGCAUUACAAAUCGUGAAGAGCUUCGAGCAACAGCCGAAAGUAUGCAGGGCUCUCGGGAUGUUGGAGCUCAACUGUUUACAGCUCUAAUGCGGGCUUUGGGUAUUGAAGCAAGGCUUGUAGCGAGUCUACAGCCAUUAGGAUUUGGUUGGACUAAAGCGGAAAUUUACACAGGAUCCAAGACCGAGACAGAAGAAAAAAAGCAAGAGCCUUCAGCGGCAGCCGACAUUAUAUCAGACUCUGACGACGACUCAGACCAAAAUAAAUCGAAGAAGAAGACGAGAGACAGUGGGUACGAUAAAGAUUUGCUAUUUCCAGUAUAUUGGACUGAGGUUGCUUCACCCGCCACCCAUGAGAUUACUUCCGUGGACCCCAUGGUGCUAUCAAACCCCUUAGCACCCACCUCCGAUCUUCAGGCAGCAUUCGAACCCCGAGGUGCCAAAGCCGACCGGGCGAAGCAAGUUAUAUGCUACGUUGUUGCGCAUUCUGCAGACGGGACAGCCAAGGAUGUCACAACACGAUAUCUCAAGAGACGGACAUGGCCCGGCAAAACCAAAGGCUUCAGAAUGCCCGUCGAGAAGAUCCCAAUUCCAGGCCGGCGUGGCGAAUCCUUUGAAUUUGACUGGUUUCGAGUCGUGAUGCGCGGGUACGAAAGGCCAGCUGCAAAACGAACGGAGGUCGACAAGCUAGAAGACGAAAAGGAUCUUCAACGGAAACAGCCAGAGAAAAAGAAAGUAGCUCAGCCAGGAGAUACGCUACAAAGCCUGCGCACAUCCACCGAAUUCGUACUAGAGCGCUUCCUACGCCGCGAAGAAGCACUAAAACCAGGUGCGGAGUCCGUCCGCACUUUCAUAGCCGGUAAAGGCGCUCGCGCCAAAGAGGAACCCGUAUUCCUUCGAGCAGAUGUCCUAAAGUGCCUGUCAGCUGAAAGUUGGCACAAAGAGGGCCGCCAAAUCCAGCCCGGCUCAGUGCCACUUAAACGCGUCCCCAUCCGCGCCGUGACUCUGAUCCGCAAGCGCGAGGUGGAAGAGCUCCAUCGUGAAACUGGCGAGAAACCCAUGCAGGGACUUUACUCGCGGGACCAGACCGAGUUCAUCAUCCCACCGCCCAUCCGUGAUGGAAAAAUUCCCAAAAACGAUUAUGGGAAUAUCGACUGCUUCGUUCCGAGCAUGGUUCCUCGCGGUGCAACACACGUCCCACUCCCGGCUACCGUACGAGUAUGCAAGAAGCUUGGAAUAGAUUACGCUGAAGCGGUGACCGGAUUCGAAUUUGGAUCUAAGAUGGCCGUCCCCGUUAUUCAGGGUGUGGUUGUGGCAAGUGAGAAUGCAGAUCUGCUUCGAGAUGCGUGGCGUGCCGAAGCUGCUGAGAAACGAAAACGCGAGGAGCUAAAGGCUGAGAAGCGGAUUUUGCAGACGUGGCGAAAGUUUCUGUUUGGAUUGCGGAUUGCUGAGCGUGUACGCGAGGAGUAUGGUGGGGAUCCGGAUGAUGAUAUGGAACGAGAAGCCCAUAACCCAUUUGUGGCGCGUAAGAAAGACCAGGGGGAUGAUGUUGAUGAAAGACACUUUCAUGACGAGUCUGUCCAUGAUCGUGCCGAUGAUUAUGAUCCUGUGGAACAUGGUGGUGGCUUCUUGUUACCUGGUGAAGGAGAUGAGGAGAAUGAUGAUGGCUUGAUUGUUGAGCAUCAUAAAGACGAGCAAAAGGAUGUCAGUCGUCCUGAGGGUGAAACCAAUUCGCCCGAGGACUUAUCGCCUCCAAUCUCGAUAUCGUCAGGAUCUGGAGAUGAUUCUGAGCCUGAUUAUCCACCCCCGAGUACUAGUACACGUCGCCGCCGCCGGGGCAGUUGA
This is a messenger RNA of Penicillium verhagenii, 2694 nucleotides long. RefSeq names its product Rad4 family protein. Gene Ontology annotation, biological process: mismatch repair; nucleotide-excision repair. The coding region runs from base 1 to 2694 and encodes 897 amino acids. The record is from RefSeq and is a predicted model, not a curated record. Gene Ontology annotation, cellular component: nucleus; nucleotide-excision repair factor 2 complex; XPC complex. The transcript has a single exon. Lineage: Eukaryota; Fungi; Ascomycota; Eurotiomycetes; Eurotiales; Aspergillaceae. Gene Ontology annotation, molecular function: single-stranded DNA binding; damaged DNA binding.